CCGGACAAUGGUCCCAAGUCUCUUUUGUUCUUCAACGCUUAUAAUGGAGGGUGUUUGUAGGACAGAAGGGCCAUUACAGCUUGAGUCUGCUGAACUGUUCAUACAUUUUCUCGAUUUCUUAUCCUCUUCAAGAUCCUGCACGAAAUUUUACUGCUUGUUAUUAUAAUAAUUUCAUGAUGAACGCUCCUAAGCCAUGCCCUUCUGUGCCUCUUCCCGCUUCUCCUGCUCCCCCAGCACCUUUAGUCGUUCGUCGCCGGUCGUCAACUUUUACUUCGAUUUCCAACUGGGCAAAUGCCGUGCAGCCAGGAUCUCCUGCUCCUUAUUCCCCUCCGCUGUAUUCUCCUUCUGGCUCCCCUGGACUUGUAGCACGUCGCCCUUCUUUGCCACGUCGCCCCUCAAUUUCUGCGGCUCGAGGAAUUAAUCGCCGUCGUCCCAGUAUAUCUCAUAUACGCGCCCGUUCUGGUUCAGCUUCUUUUCUACAACUUGUCGAUACCCCCACUACCGCAGGACACAGGUCUAUACCUACACCAGGACCUGUUAGCCCAGGCAAAGUCUCUGAUUUUGACUUGACUAACCUUGGUUAUACAUCCAUCUUCGUGCACUUGCCACACACGCCAUCUACCCCAUCUCCGUUCAUACUUCCUGCGAACACUGAUAAAAUCCCUAUUCCAUCUACUCCUCGGACACCUCCAGCGGCUCCUACCAAAGGUCUCAAACGAUUCCGAUCUUUAGGAAUGUUAAAAGGCCAUCGCAGGCGUGGCAAGUCAGUUGCUCCUCCUGCUAGCCCAUCCACUACAGCAGCAGUUCCUCCUCUUCCUCGGUUACCCAGUGCAGAAUCCGCAUCCAUACCUCCAUCAUCACCUACUCAUCGGAUCCCCGCAGCUACGAAAUCAAAACCCGUCUUGACACCUCCUCCCUCCACUACUACUUUCAAAAAGGCGAAGAAAGCUUCAGCAGCAGCUCCGCCGCUCCCCCCUACACUCGCCAAUGAACUUCUUUUAAUGCAAUUCAUGGGCGGAGGAUCCCUCGAGACGCACGCAAAGAGGGUUAUGGAGAAACAAGCCCGUGACGUUGCUCCCGCUGGUCAUUCCAAAGACAUCAUUGCAUCUACCACAGCUGGCACUGCACCUUUUGGCGUCGGCGUCGGCGCCGUCUACCGUGAUGAGAAAGGUAUGAUGUGGUGGGAUGCAGAAGAAGCCGUCGAAUAUCAACCUCUUCUUCCUCCCUCGUCCCCUGGGAGUCCAGGAAGUCCUACUAGAACAUGGGUGCUCUUCGGUCACCCUAGUCCCAGAGCACACAGAUUAGCAGGAUUCAAUGUUCAAGACGGAGACGAACGCCGCGGUUCAGUGACAUCGUCCAUCCCUUCCUCACCUUCGCUAUCGCUUUCCUUAAACCACAUGAUCACCCCCGCUCCCAUAGACACAGCCGCUAGAGCUAUGCAUCUCCUCCGCAUCCCCACAAGCGAGAUGAGUGCGAGCUUAGCAGCUCUGAACUCUAGUCUCACAACUGCUUCUGGUGCAGCGGCUCGUCAAAGACGAAACAAGCGAACCCGGCGUCGUCCUGCGCCGCUUAAACUCCAUUCAGCACCAGCUGUGCCUACUGCGUCUCAUGUGUUACAUCUUUUCGACGACUCCUUCGUACCUUCACCCGCUAUCCGUCAGAUCGGAAAUAGCUCUGUAGAUAUUUCUGCGCCUGCGACUUGCACUGAUUUUCCCCCUCCUCCGAAAGAACCCUCCGACUUGAUUUCUAUCAAAGAGGCCAAAAUCUCAAAAACCGGCUUUAAGGGUAAAGCAAGAGCGCUUUUUGGUGGAUUUGCUUAGAUGAAACGAAACGAACACGACGACAACGUUCUCCGAAUGAAUCUUCAGGCUGGAUACCUCCCAUUUAUUUCUAGAUCCAUCUCAUUGUAUCACUAUCUUGUUUGAUUUUGUUGGAUUCCUUUG
Messenger RNA from Lentinula edodes (shiitake mushroom), 1943 nucleotides. RefSeq lists its product as uncharacterized. Lineage: Eukaryota; Fungi; Basidiomycota; Agaricomycetes; Agaricales; Omphalotaceae. The transcript has 2 exons. The record is from RefSeq and is a predicted model, not a curated record. Bases 174 to 1820 code for a protein of 548 amino acids.